Messenger RNA from Juglans regia (Persian walnut), 2111 nucleotides. RefSeq lists its product as uncharacterized. Bases 1248 to 1955 code for a protein of 235 amino acids. Gene Ontology annotation, cellular component: nucleoplasm; mitochondrion. The transcript has 4 exons. Lineage: Eukaryota; Viridiplantae; Streptophyta; Magnoliopsida; Fagales; Juglandaceae. Gene Ontology annotation, molecular function: cadherin binding. The record is from RefSeq and is a predicted model, not a curated record.
GUUUAUUAUACCUCUUUCUUGUACUAUUUUUUGAUAGAUUGCAAGCAUUUUAAGAAAAAUUGAGGACCCUUAUUUUUCAUGCGCACUGGGUUACAAAUGCGUUCAAACUGAUCUGUAUGGAUCUUUUACUUCACUGUGGAUUUUUUAGUGUUCUUUAUCUUUCUAAUGUGAAAUCUAUUUCGUUUAGGUUAAAUAUUACUUGAUCUUUGAAAAUUCUUAGUGUAAGAUUUAAAACAAAAAUUUGGAAAUGGUGGUUCAAUUUGUGCAUGCCAAAUUUGAAUUACUUUUACAAAUAGAAAGAAGAGUUGAAAGAAGGUCUGGGCUUCUACAAAUAUAAAUAGAAAGAGAAAAAGAAGAGUUGAAGUACAGGCUAUAAUACUUUAUAUAGGAAAUACUUAUAAAAAAAUACUUAAUAUAGGAAAUGUCUGUCAUAUUAUAACUAUGAAUGCAAUGAAUUUGUGUUUUGGUAAUACCCUGUGAGAGAAACCAAUCAAAAAUAGGUAAUACCCUGUGAGAGAAACAUGGAUAAUAGAAAUUAAUAGAAUGUUGGAAUUUCUUAUUUGUUUUUGUUAGAAGAUGUGGAAAGCUAUCAAAAUUAAUGAGAAAAUGAUAUGUUUUUCCACGAUAUGAAGGUUCACAACUUUAUGUGGGCUGUUGAUGGAACAUGAUUCUUUUCUUGUUUUGCCCAGCUAGAUGCAUCUCGUAUUCAAAUUAAAUUUUUUCAUCACAAUUCCUCAUUCUGGCUUCUUUGUUUUACAUGUGGUAGUGGAAGCAGAUGGAUAGUUACAUUGUCUAUCUUGGUAUUUGUAUAACUUGUUGCUGUUUGGAGAGUCUUCUGUUUUCAUGAGCUUCAUGAGCACCUUAAAGAUCUGUACACGUAUGAUUGAUGGUAGUCAUGCCAAUUUUGAAGCAUGUUGCUCGAUUAUGCCAAAAAGUUUGUUGAUUAGAGAUGUCGCUCGGUUUGUAAGCAAUUGUCAGUGGGCAUAUCUGACCUUCGUGGAAUUUACCUUGUGUAUAGAAAUUCAACAAAAAGAGAGUAAUAAAAUAAUUGGAGCAAAAGAUUAAGAGUGGUGUGAGGGUGCAAUAUAAUGCAUGCUCUUCAUAAGAGAAAUGGAAAAACUCUUUCUUCCCAUUGUACGGGAAGUGAGCAGGUGAUGGGGGCCAUUGGUUGUCCUUUUGUCGCUCGAUUGUGACAUUUGCUUCAUGUGAUAAAAGGUGGAGCUCACAAAGGUUAUUCUUAACAAUGUAUGAGACGGAAAAGUCGUUCUAUUUCCCCAAGACGCCGCAGAAGUCGUUCACCUUUUAGACGUCAUAAAAGUCGUUCUUCAACCCCAAGACAUUAUAAGAGGCAUAGGAGUAGAAGUUCCUCCUCAUCUCCUGUUCGAAAAUCUUCAAGUUCAAGUCUUGGGUCCAUAGAGCAGAAAAAUGCGAGUGAAAAAUUGAGAUUAGAAGAAGAUGAGAGGAAAAGGCGACAACAGGAAGCAGAAUUGAAAUUGAUAGAAGAAGAGACUAUGAAUAGAGUUGAAGAAUCAAUCCGUAGGAAAGUUGAAGAGUGCAUCAACUCCGAGGAGAUUAAGCUGGAAAUACAGAGGCUGUUGGAGGAGGGGCGGAAGAGACUUCAUGACGAAGUUGCAGCUCAGCUUGAGAAAGAAAAGGAAGCUGCCAUUAUUGAGGCUAGACAAAAAGAGGAGAAGGCUCUUAGGGAGAAAGAAGAGCUGGAAAGGAUGCUGGAGGAGAACCGGAGGAGAAUAGAAGAAGCUCAGAGAAGGGAAGCUCUAGAGCAGCAGCGGCGAGAGGAAGAACGGUACCGGGAGCUAGAAGAGAUACAAAGACAGAAAGAAGAGGCUAUGUGGAGAAAGAAACAGCAAGAAGAGGAAGAGCGGUCAAACCAGAUGAAAUUGUUGGGUAAGAACAAAUCCCGUCCAAAAUUGUCGUUUGCACUGGGCUCGAAGUGAACGUUGGUGGAAAUUUGGUUUCAUUUCUCUCUUUCUUUUUAAUCAUAUAUGCUGGACUUAAUUUCGUGUUCACAUUGUUAAUUUGUAAAAAAUAUGAUCCUUAAUGAGGUCUUUGGUGUGAUUAAUGCGAUUUUCCCUCGUGAUUUCUAAAUUUUA